Rotaria sp. Silwood1 is the source of this 912-nucleotide messenger RNA. The record is from the annotation of a GenBank genome assembly. Lineage: Eukaryota; Metazoa; Rotifera; Eurotatoria; Philodinida; Philodinidae.
AUGUUAGGAAAUCAAAUAACAGGAAAAUUAGAAGCUGUUGGAGAUACAGUAGAACCAUUUCAUUUUAUUUUACAUCCAAAAGAUGAACAAUAUUUAACUCGUGAAGAUCAAGAUAAAGGAAAAGAAUUAUAUUCACUUUUAGUUCAAUUUGAAAUUCUUCAAGGAGAUACAAUAAGAAAAAUAUUUCGAAAUAAUUCACAAGAACGAGAUAAAAUAGAAAAGAUAAUUCGAAAUGAUCUUGAUCCUUCGAUUGCCGAUCCAUUAAUUAGUUUAUUAAAUAAUUUACCAUUUACUACUAAAGAAGAAGAAGGAAAUAAUAUUCGAAUUUAUCAAAAAGAAAAAAAUAUUUUAAAGUCUGGUGGACUUGCUAAAUAUAAAUAUGGAGAUAUUAAAAGAAAUAUUGAAAGAAUUUUAAAUAAAAUUUUAAAAAAUACUCAAUUUGAAAAUGAUAAAGAAUUAAUUUUGUCGAAAAUUUUGUCUUUACAAGGAGAUAUUCGUUCAUUUAAAAAAGGUUUAAAAGCUAAUUUAAAAGAUUUUAUAGAUCUUCAAGAUCAAGAAAAUGUUCCAGUAGCCUUUGGUUUGACUCAAAUAGGCAAUGCUUUAAUUAGUGAAGGUGUUUCUAAUAUGGCAGGAUUAUCAGGUACUUUUAGUUGGAAAGAAUGGGCAAUACAAAAAGCAAUUAGCUUCGGUCUCUCUAUGUUGACUGCUGGAAUUGGAAAGUUUUUGACGGAUAAAAUUAUGGAACAAUUCAAGAAAAUGUUUAUACAAAAGAUUGUUAGUAAAAUAGAAGAAAAUUUAUUAAAAGGAAUAAUCGGUUUAAUAAAUAAUAAAGUAGAAACUCUUUAUCUUCAAAAAAUAACAUUAGGAAAAGAUAUAUUAUUACUUCAACAAUUUGAUAAUAUUCGAACAUGA